Messenger RNA from Spodoptera exigua (beet armyworm), 7119 nucleotides. NCBI's taxonomy places the organism in Eukaryota, Metazoa, Arthropoda, Insecta, Lepidoptera, Noctuidae. The record is from the annotation of a GenBank genome assembly.
CGGGAGGGAGGUUGGAGGCACUCAUACAAGCGAGGGAGAGGCUGUGUCGGCGCUGCCAGCCAGUUUACCGUUGCGAGGCGCGUAGUGCGGCCGGACGCUGGACCGCCACCCGCGCGCCGCCGGCACCCCGAAGCUCUCCGCAGCCGACACCCUGGACUGUCCCAGGACCCACUACCCUGUGCUCCCCCACGCGGACGCCUGUUCAUGAACACGACCCUAGUCGCGUUCGCUUGCUCACAGACUAAGUGCUACGACUCGUGCUUAUUUCACUGGAGUGUUAAUCCGAUUUCAGAAUAUUUAUUGGAUCGCUUCAUCAUAGACGAAGAUAUAAACACGUCAGGUGUCACAUCAAACUAAAAGAUUGACUACGCUUCUUGACUUCAAACCACAAAACAUCAUGGAUAUGGUCGAUUGCUUUAUCUCUGCCAAGAGCCUGAAUUAAGUUCUCGAUCAUCAAGGAUUAGGGUUGGGGUGAAUAAUGGGAAAAAGGAACGUACGGAUCAAGUUCGCACACUCGAUUGGUCCGCCGAUUGACUCGAGCACGUUGGGCACGUCCGAGUAGCACCCCAGCCCGCGCCCCGCACUCUCGCACUCUCAGUUACCGACGCUCUAGCGACUGCCAAUAAAGUACAAGUCAUACCGGGUUAUUCACUUAUUUAAAUUUAGAUAUAUUUAUUGUAGUACAAAGAUAAACUGAACACAAACUUUACGAGCUUGAUGUAGCAAAACUGACACGAGAACAAACCGAGUAGUCGUCCUCGGUUGUUAAUGAAACGGUAGUCAUGACGGCCACUGCCCCAGAACUGUCAAAGUCGGAUUUCUUUGAUUUCGUGACAUCCAACGAGGUUACUGAUGCCCAGUACAAACAACAGAUGCGUUCUGUUAAUGUGUUCAUGGAAUCACCUGACUCGAGGUCAAACCCACUGCUCUCAGAAGAGCCCAAGGAACAGAACAAUAACAGUUUACUCAGCGUAAGUGGCACGCAGGUCGGCCCCAACAGCGGGAUGGCCACAGCUACCACUUCCACUACACUGCAGAGUUUCGACUCUAUUUGGAACGUGGACCGUGAGCGCGAUCGCUUAGACAACACCAUGUUGGAGGAUCUCAACAAGUUUUACUGGAACCAGGACAACGACAUUAAUGGUACGCAUCCCUGCGCGGAUACGGCUAUUUCUAAUAAAUUAAUAAACAACACGGAUGGACAAAUUUAUACAUUGACUGUAUUGAAUCAUGACAUGACGGAGACCAGUUCGAACCGAUACUGGGCUAAAGAGGAAGACGUGUCUAUGUCAAGCCCUACAGACAUAGAAACACAUAAUUCACUUGAUCUCGAAUCCAUAUUGAAUAUGAAUGGCUUUCCUAAUGACUUCAAUCAAGAUUUACCUAAAGUUGAGGGUUUUACUUACGAAGAGGGUGAUUCAGAAAGCCAACAUGCGGAUUUGAGUACUAGUGAUUUAGUGAAAGUAGAACCCUAUAGUUAUGAAGAAGGAGAAUUCCAGAGCAGUGACAAGAAAGAAGAGUCGCAUAGUUCAUCGUUACUCGUUACGCCAGCCUUAUUAGAAAGUCAAGUAGAAUUUAAUAACAAUAACAAUGAUUGGAAAAUUACUGAUCAAAACACAGAAUCAAAUGAAUCUUUGCUCAGGAGCGCGUUACAAGGAAAAGCCUUUAUUAGAUAUAGUACUAUUCAGAAAAAUCCUGUGAAAGUCGAGGUUACCAAUGACUUGAAAAGGGCUAUUACGACAAAUAACAACAAACCUGAUGUUCCGUCAAUGUAUCAAGACAGCAAAGACGAACUCUUAAUGCAAAUAUCGCCACAAAAUCGGUUGAAUAUAUCAAUACUCUUGGAAGACCCUAACUCUGUCGUAUCUAAUGGAGAAAAUCCUUCAUCAACGCAGAGUGUAGACGACAUUCUACUGUCGCGGCUCGAUACUAACUACCCGGAAGACUACGAAAAGUUGAAAAGGAUAGCAACGGAACUUGGAGAAUCUAUGCAACCGUUUUGUACCGUGGAACCUAUUGACCCGACGCGAAGUGUAUAUAACAUUCAUCACGUCAACGGUGAACUAGUGACCAUGAUCCCAGCCGGAGAAGUCCAGCUAAACCAACACCUGCAAAUAGUAACAGCUUCGCCAACCGUUACUAGCACAAAGCCGGGCAACAGAAGAUACAAGAAACCACAGAACAAGAACCCAGCACCGACGACGCAAGCGCAGUCGGGUACAGCUAUACAAGCGGCGACCUCUACGUCAAAUGGAGUGAGAAAAGAGAGAUCUCUCCACUACUGUUCCAUUUGUUCCAAGGGGUUCAAGGACAAGUACUCAGUGAACGUGCAUGUGCGGACGCACACGGGCGAGAAACCUUUCACGUGUUCUUUGUGUGGCAAGAGCUUCAGACAGAAAGCGCACCUUGCCAAGCACUACCAGACGCACAUCGCACAGAAGAGCGCCGCCGCCAACGGCGCCGUCAAACCCAACAAGCAGAGGUAACGCGCGCAUGCGCAUGCGCCCGCGCCACCUUGCACUCCGCUCACACCCCAUUGAUAGUCAAUUGAACUUUAUCAUGGUGAUAUAAUAACAAAUGUAUUUUCUUUUAAUCGAUACUUAAAGGCUGAAAAUAUCACAGAUGAAUUUGGUAAGGUGCUAAUAACGUAAUAAUUUAUAGAGAAAUAAGACAGUUACGAAAGAGAGAUGUGAAGGUUCUCGGCCGAUAAUCUUAUUUGUUAAUUUGUAUGUAAUGCCGCCCGUUACCGUAGACAGUUUAGCUUUAGCUAAGAACAGAUAGAUACUUUUAAGUGUUUUACAAGAUUAUAUAGAAUUGACUUACAUUCCAUAUUUAUUAGUCAUAAAUACUAGUUUACGUACGUUAGAAGUCAUAUCUUUAAACAACAUUUAUGCAUUUUGGUAUAAGUAGGUAGAUAGCAGACACUAACUAUUAGUAAUGUGGCCCAUGUUAUAGAAUUUGUAUAAAUUGUGGAUUAUCGAGGACGAGUCGCGGGUAACAUCAGAUAGCAGUGAACAAUGAUGAGCACCGCUGGUGUUAGUGGUCGCCGCAGCGCCAGCGCCGCAGUAAUUUCUCCCGCUAUGCGACCGACUGAACUUUCUAAAAUAAAAAGACUAAAAGAACAAGUAUUCAGAACCCAGCAUCUUUCACCGCUCAACUAUCGCAUCUCUUUGCUGUGCUCCUCUCGGUUUGAACAGUGAUUUUAUUUUUUCGAACGUGGCCACACUAUUAUUUUUCGACAUUUCUAUUUACUUAGUAAGUCUGCGAUGUUUCCGAUAACGCUCGGUACAAAAAGUUGAAUACUCGCGCUAUUAUUAUAAUGUACUGUUCGUAAAUUGGAACGUAAUAGCUUGUUCGGGACGGGAGGGACCAUUAUUCGAGUGUCCAUAUCGGACGACGCGACGCAGUGAACGGUUUCUCAUUCCCAAUAUUACAUCUUUCGCCUCAUACUGGGAGAGGCUUGAUUGCCCUCAGAUUGCUAUAAAUUAUAAAUACAAGUGGUGUUUCAAUCGCGGUCUUUAAAAUGUGCUCCCUUUCUCGUCUAACAAAUUGGCCUUUCUUUGUUCCGUCUGUGUUUAUAACACAGGGCCGCGCCCUGUUAUUAUUUAUAUACGUGCACAGCGCCACUGACCGGUACCUAGGUAGCUAUAGCUAUUCUUUUAGACAUUGUUCGCCGUCGGACACCUAUGUAAGCACUCAUUUUAUGUCUUCCCAUUAUUAGUUACCAGUUAUUAGCCAUGAAACAGUUAUCUCGAGUAUGAAAGUGCAUGAAAGUACCGUGCAUGCCUACCUUCCACUUAGUGAAAGUAAUUACCUAAUACGAGUAUAGACAUCAUUCUAAUCUGUUUCACUGACAUUUUCAGAUACCUUUCUAAGCAGUCAGGUGUUUUGUGGUCUCUUUGCGUCCUCCGGCCAUUUGUAAACAAUGCUAUUGAUAUUCGUUUUUCAUUUGAUUAUUACGUUAUUUCAUUUCAGUAACACCUACAGUGUACAGGUCGCCCAUAGUUUUGUGAAAGCGCUUUCUUUUCCAUCCAAAACAAAAAGGAAAAAGCAACAACCUCCCGUCAUUUGUUUCUACGAGUGUAAUUUGAAAAAUACAUUCUUACAAUGGGAGGCAAUGUGCUCAAUUAUCAUUAUUAUCAUCAUCUGAUUACCAUUAUAGUUCAGUAUCAUAGCGAAAAUUAGCAUAAAUUGACUGGUACCGAGACGUGGAAUGAUAUAAUCGACAUUAGUGAAGUCAUUGCCUAAAUAAAGCCUAUUUGUAUUUUGUUCUAUUUUUAUUCGUACUUGUAAAUGUGUUUCAUAGUCGGAAUUUCCGAUAGGUGUGUUAUCAAACCUAAUAAUUUUAUAAACAUGACACGAGAUUUAAAAUUAUUCUAGUAUUGAGAGUACCUUGGUUGCUGAUCGGUGUAACAAAACCAAUAAAUACGUUAAUAGGCUAUAUCAUGCAGUGUCUAUUACAAUAGUUCAAUUAUGUACCGUGAUUGAAAUUAAACCACCGGAAUUAAGGUCAAGUUAUAAUAUUUCGGCCUCCGCACGUCAGGCGCGCGGUAUCACACACAAUGUCAUUGCGGCACGACCUAGUCAUUUUUUCCAUUAAACUAUUCCAUUAGGCGUCUUUUGAAGCCAAUUUAGCUCGACCUGAACUGUUCUCAGGCUAAUUUGUGAACUGAAAGUGUACAAGGUAGAUCAUAAUUAUAGGUUUUCCCUGUGUAAAACCUUAGCUGAUUCUACACUAAUUAAAGUAAUAAAGUGUCUCUGUCGGUUGGUCCUCCGUCCCAAAUAACAAGUUAUAUUAAAUACUAAAAUAUCUACCUACGUGUAUACCGAUUUGUUAAUUUUAGAUACCACUCUAGUAGCUUUGAUACUGGCAACUGUAAUUAUGUUUACACUAACCCGGAUACUACAAAAUCAAAUAGACCUUUUAAAUGAACUAGCAGUUUCUGAAACCGUGUUAUUAAAUAGGAAAACAUUAAUAAAACAAUGUUGUAAAUCAACAAAUUAAUUAAACUCCACAGUUUUAUUAAAAGAUUUAUAGAUGCAGAUAUCAAAUCAAUGUACCUAUUUAUGUUUUAAAACGUAAUUUGUUCGUUAGAUAUACAGUAUUUCUAAGAAUUCGUUUGUAUUCAAACAUCUCUUCAGCGUUGUUUUGGUACUGCAGUAAUUUUUUUCAGUUACGAGUGUAUUACAAGUUGCCGAUGUAAAUAUGCAUCUUGCCAGUAGCAAUACUAUGAACAAAGAAUGUUCAGUAUUUAGCUAUUUGAUAACGAACACUGCCCCUUGACGCUCCUGUAUGAUUGUGACACUGUCGAUGUGAACGUAAGUGGAAGUCUCGCUAGUGUUGCUAUACUCCUGAGUCUCAAUCUCGAUCCCUUUAAGUAUUUCGGUUUAAUUUAAGAUAACUUUAUAUGGACGCUUUAUAAGUAGUUAAUAUUACUAUUCAAAGGAGAAACUACAUAAGUACAAGAAAGCUUUCAUUAUCUGUGUACAUUGGAAUUGUAUUAGGCAUGCGCUCGCGCCGCGGCACAUCUAAAUUACUUUUCAGACUGAACAUUGUACCUACACCCUCUCCUCGGCCCGUACGUACAUGAAGCUUUCUACUGAGAUUGUCGUGAAUAUGUUUGAAGUAUAGUUGUAAAGCCAGAGGAAACUCUUUAACAAUACUCAUUAUCUUGUAAAUAUGUAACAUGAAUGAAUUUUAUAUUAAAGUUGACUUUGAAAGUAAAUUUUAUACUCUACCACUUGUAUCUCAUUAGAUGGUAUUUGAAUUACUAGCGAAUUUAUAGUUUUAAUAAGUACCUAAAUAAGAAACAUUGAGAGAUUUACCAGAUUACUUUAAGAUACUAUGGCUACCUUCAUAAAUUAUGUGAGUGCAUAAAUGGUUGUUAAUAUAUUCAUGUAAUAUAUUAAAUUAUGUUGGUUUUUGAGUACAUUAUUUUGAAAAGGUUUAUUAUUGAAAAGGAUAAUAUUGAUUGAUUUUUAUUGCAUUUGUUCCUGAGUUGAUUAUUAGAUUUUAUUGAUAAUUAUGUCUCGUUUAUAAGGUUCUAUGAGUAAUUAUUGCAUGGAUAAUUUAAUUUUAUAUAGUAUCGGAGUUGUUAUAAGGGAGACGUGGAUGACUCGCUACACUCGAUGAUUUCUAAUGUGGAAUACAUUGUAAAUACUGUUUAUUUAUUUGAAGUCGCUCCUCGGCUGACGAGGGCAGCGCUGUCGGCUCUUAUUUCAUAUCAAUUAACAUUAUAUUAAUUCACCCUUUCUACCUACUUUACUUAAUCAUAAACCUAGAUGUACAACUCAUUGGACUUCUUACAUUUUUGUCAUUAAGUUAACUUGAGUCGAGUAAAGGUUUGUCUACGUCGCCCUUAAGCUGAGCCGUCCUGUACAAUACUUCAUUAUUUAUUUUUAGAAUUAUAUUUAAGGUGAAGAAAAUAUGAAAACAAAAACAUAAUUGUAUUUUGAUUAACCGGAGCUGUGAUUUUUUGCUUAUCUGUAUAUCUAUUAGACAGUGCGGGUAGCUUAACAGCUGACCGGGCACUGGUUCAAUCACUGAGGUCUUCCGAGCGCUACGCCAGCCGAACCAUGCUAUUGCGCCGCCACUAAACCUGUUGCAAUACGAAUACAUUUUAAUACAUAUAACGAGAUCAUAAAAGCAUACAUACAUAUAAUUAUAUUGAUCAUUACAAAUAUUGAUAAAAUUACCACAUUAUACUUUGUAUUGGGUUUUCCCUCCAUCCGUCGAACUGACAAUUUGCAAGACAAGUCACGCUUUCGUGUUUCACAUAUUAGCAGUGAACUUCCUAGAAGUUGAAAUCCAGUAUUGAACUUAGAAUGUAAAACCGGAAUGACUGUAGUCGAAUGGAAUACCUUAAUGAACAUUGACAUCUGAAAAGUUUUUUAUAAAUGGUUUAGUGAGGCGCGCAGUAGCAUCGGUCGCGGACGCUAGUGCCAGACAUAAUGUCAGAUUAGAUCUGGUCACGUUAAAUCAGUAUCACACCGUAAGGUACGUGUAAUAUAAUAAAUGUAGCUACCAUAAUUUUUUACAACAUUUACAGUUUUAUAAUGAAUUUCUUAUAUUUUUACUUUCCUAUGUUAGUUUGCUAAUAAAAUGUUUUUUUUAUAUAA